Messenger RNA from Pelagomonas calceolata, 471 nucleotides. NCBI's taxonomy places the organism in Eukaryota, Pelagophyceae, Pelagomonadales, Pelagomonadaceae. The record is from the annotation of a GenBank genome assembly.
AUGCAGAGCCUCAUCGCCGUAGCCCUCCUCCUAAUGGCGCCGGCGGCCGCCCUCACGCCGCCGACACCGGCGCGCGCACGGCCGCGCACGGCGCUCCGCAGUAUCAAGGUCACCUACAUCGAGCCCGACGCCGCCGCGGAGAUGGGCGUGCGCGAGUGGCCCUUCUCGGAUCGGAAGGACGGCGCCGAGGAGACGGUGCCGGCCGGCGCCCAACGAUAUGUUUUGAAAGGAACGGGCACGGUAGAGUGCUCGGACUACGCGGGCGGCGUGGCGGACGACGAGGCUCAAACGGUCGGCCCGGGGUCGUUGGUUGAAUGCGAGGCGCAGACGAAUCUGCGAUGGCGUUGUGAAGAGGGCCAGUUCACGGUCCUCACGCCGUCCUUCGAGGACUGGACGGAGUACCUCUCGACGGUCGCGAUCCUGAUCCUCUUCUUCGGGUUUCUGCUGGCGAACGCCGGUAGUUUUGGCUAA